Messenger RNA from Nymphaea colorata (pocket water lily), 4878 nucleotides. Its product is annotated as LRR receptor-like serine/threonine-protein kinase GHR1. The transcript has 5 exons. Bases 1428 to 4682 code for a protein of 1084 amino acids. Gene Ontology annotation, molecular function: protein binding; protein kinase activity; ATP binding. The record is from RefSeq and is a predicted model, not a curated record. Gene Ontology annotation, biological process: protein phosphorylation. Lineage: Eukaryota; Viridiplantae; Streptophyta; Magnoliopsida; Nymphaeales; Nymphaeaceae.
AAACACCCCGCUCACCAAAUGUAACCGCAGCUUUAGCGAGAACGAAAUUACCCGAAUACCCUUCAAUUUCCUCGAGCAUCGCGCGAGACGCGGUAAGACAGGCGCGGUUGAGGAGCCCUAGGAAAAACCGUCUCGUUCUCCCCGCGCCCGUUCUAUCCCGCCAUUUCCCACAGACGCAGCUCCCUCUCUCUAUCUCACUCAAGAAGAACGCUUCCCGGCGUUGCGGGCCGACAGACGAAGGGACCGAGAUUUCUAGCUCUUCCUUUUUUCUGGUGAUCUCCGGGAUAUAUAGCCAGUCGUCUCCGGAGCGGACACUCCGAGACUCGCUGGUCAAGGCUUUGCUUCUCUUCUCACGAGUCGCGGCGUACCUGGUGGAGGAGUGAAGCUCGAAGAACCUUUCCCGCUCUAAGAAUAAAUUUCUGUCCCUCUAGCGUGGCCGUGAUUCGGUCUAGACACAAUAUCUUAUCUGGAGGAGAGAAGCUUAGGGGGACUGGUCGAAUCUUCUUCUCCUGAACAAUCGCCUUGCUUCGGCUAGACAUCCUGUCUGGAGGAGAGACGCUGCCGUUCCUUUUCGAGUUUGGAGCUUUUAGCUGCAGAGCAAACUGAAGUGAAGUUCACUCCUAAAAGCUCGCUGAGUUUUGAGGUAGAGAUAGUGUGCGGAGGGAGUAGCUGGUGAUUUCCUUUAAGCGGAUCGCUGUUUUGAGCUUGCAGUCGACCGUUUGACGACUGAAGAUAGCGUUUCCCUGUGUUUAUGAUUAGUUCUUCUUAAGUCUUUUGGCGGCAUUUGGAGCUUCGCGUGCAUGCAAUAACGCUUAGUGUCUGGAUUUAGCGUUCUGUCGAAGUUGAACAGGGUUGGGCAGCCGAGCUUCUCGCGGCAAAGCCUCCAUUUCUUUGCCGUAGAAGCUAGUCCGGCGCCGGCGGUGAAGUCUUGGACGAAUUUCUUUGGAGACGGAGCUGCUUCUAGACAAUGUAGGUUGAAAUCAGAGCCGAAGUUUUUUGUUGAAGGGAGAUCAUUUUCUCUGCUUUUCUUCUGCUCUCUUGCAUCUGCAAGAUUGUUGUGUUCGUAUGCUGCAGAGCCUCGGGCUUGCAGCCACAAAAGGCUUACAUCUCCGGCAGAGCUAAUUGCCCCAGAAGGGUGGUGGAAAGCGUUCCUGGUCGAUGCUUUUCAUUUAUUUGGAGCUGCUAUGGCCUGGCCGCACUUGUAGACGCACACCAUAGAAGACUGCAAAGGAAGUGAAGAUAUUCUUAUAUUUGGACUAGCUGCAAGCCUGCAAGUUUCCAAGUUUGAAGAAUGACACUGAACUGAUAUUAUGGGAUGCUUCAUUCUUCUGAAGUGGGUCUUCUUGGUUGACAUCUAGUGCUGUUUCUCCUGGAUUGAUUGGGAUAUAGCUCUUGGAAGUUACUCAGCUGUUCUACUGUGCCAUCGGAUGUGGUUGAGCUCAACAAGUCAGUUUCAGUGUUGCAUACCUUGUGCAGCUUCUCCACCUACCAUGAGGAUUAUUUUGCUGGUUCUGUUGUUUGUUCCUUACCUUUCAACUUUGGCCCAACUUCCGUCACAAGACAUUCUCUCGCUCCUCCAAUUUAAAAAGGAAAUAAAGAUUGAUCCAUCUGGCUCCAUCUUCAACUCAUGGAAUGAGGAGUCUAUUGAUUUUAAUGGAUGUCCUUCUUCCUGGUACGGCAUUAUCUGCAGUGGCAACAGCGUUGCAGGCAUUGUACUCAACAAUUUGAACUUAUCUGCUAAUUCUGAUUUGAGUGUAUUUGCAAAUCUUACAAUGUUGAUAACUUUGUCUCUCUCCAACAACUCUAUUAGUGGACAACUCUCCUCAAGCAUUGGAAGCCUCCGCAAGCUCCAAUACCUAGAUGUCUCAAACAAUCUCUUUUCAGGGUCCUUGCCUUCAGAAAUUGGGCACUUGCAUAGCCUAAAGAACCUUUCUUUGUCUGGGAAUGCUUUCUCUGGUCCAAUUCCUGGCUCACUUGGUGGUUUGACAUCUAUUCAGUCUAUAGAUUUGAGUAGUAACUCUUUUUCUGGUGCACUCACUAUGAGCCCAACUAAGUUGAUUCAGUUGGUCUCUCUGGAUCUUUCAUGUAACAAUCUUACUGGGAACAUUCCUGCCGGCUUAAUUCGCCUUCAGAAUUUAAAAAUGGUUGACUUCCAUCAAAACCAGUUCAGCAAUGUGAUCACUGAAGGAUUUUUUCUCCUGUCAACUGCUACAUAUAUUGACCUCAGUGACAAUUUGCUUUCAAGAUCAAGCUCCAGUAAAGGAUUUCUGUCAGGUUUAUCAGGUUCUCUUCAGUAUUUGAACCUCAGCAAGAACAAGAUAACUGGGUCAUUGAUAGAGCCUGGUGAUCUGCCGCUUAUGGGUGAACUGAAGGUUUUGGAUCUGAGCCAUAAUCAGUUGUCUGGAGAGCUUCCAGCAUUUCAAUUUGCAUAUGCACUUGAGGUGCUGCGACUUCGAGGCAAUGGGUUUUCUGGAUCUUUACCAAGUGGGCUUAUCAAAGGUGAUUCUUUGGUGUUGACAGAGCUGGAUCUAAGCAGCAAUAAUCUUUCAGGCCCAAUCAGCAUGAUCACUUCAACAACAUUACAGAUUCUUAACCUAUCAUCAAAUGCCAUUUCUGGUGAACUUCCACUGCUGACUGGGAUCUGCACCAUUUUGGAUCUGUCAAACAAUCAGUUCACUGGAAACUUAUCUGUCAUAGCAAAAUGGGGAAACAAUCUUGAAUUUGUUGAUCUGAGUGAGAACAAGCUCUCUGGACCCUUCCCUGAGUUAACUUCUCAAUUCUUGAGGCUGAAUUACCUAAAUGUUUCGCAUAAUCUGUUGAUUGGAUCACUUCCAUCUGUUCUUUCUGAGUAUCCUAAGCUCAGUAUUCUAGACCUGAGUGAUAACCGGUUUGAUGGGCCAGUUCUUUAUGACUUGUUGUCAUCACCUACGCUGCAAGAGAUUCAUCUUCACAACAAUUUAUUCAUUGGAGGUAUUCCCUUCACAUCCUCAUCAAUGAACAAUACUCACCUUCAAGUCCUUGACUUGUCUAUGAAUCGUCUAAGUGGUGCCCUUCCUUUGGAAAUUGAUGUUCUAACAAAUUUGAAAGAACUCAACAUCGCUGGAAACACAUUUUCUGGAAAUUUGCCUGCUUCUGUAACUAAACUUUCUUCACUUGUUUCUCUUGAUAUGUCUUCUAACCAAUUUACUGGCCCCUUGCCGGAUUCAUUUCCACAGACGCUCCAAAGCUUCAAUGUUUCUUAUAAUGACUUCACAGGGGUUGUUCCAGUGAACCUCAGGAAAUUUCCUGAUUCUUCAUUUCACCCUGGCAAUGAAAAUCUUGAGCUGCCUUAUUCCUCAUCUGGCCCUAAUCCAAACCCUGGCAGGAGGGGCCACCAUAAACAAAUUAAUGCUCUUACUAAAGCUGUGGUUAUCAUAGCGUGUGUGGUUGCAUUCACCAUUAUAGUCCUUCUGGCAAUUGUCAUACAUUAUAAAAGGAUCUCAAAGACAAGGCAUACUGCAGAAGGCAGCAAAGUUCUUCGGUCUUCAGCUGUUUCAGGUCCUGCUUCUUUGGUUGUAUCUGCUGAUGAACUUGUUGCAUCUAGAAGCAGAAAGGGUUCACCUCCUCCUGGUAUCUUGAGCCCUGAUGAGAAAAAAUCUGCUGCCAGUGGUGGUGACAUUGUAGGUUUUUAUUCACCUUCAAAGAACAGUCAAUUCUCUUGGUCACCAGGUUCAGGUGGUUCCUCCACUCCAGAACAUUUGGGGAAGUUGAAAGUGCAUUCCCCUGAUAGACUUGCUGGAGAACUAUAUUUUUUGGAUGAUUCAUUGACCUUUACACCUGAAGAGUUGUCAAGGGCACCAGCAGAAGUACUGGGGAGAAGCAGCCAUGGAACAUCUUAUAGAGCUGCUUUGGACAAUGGAGUGUUCUUAACUGUUAAGUGGUUGAGAGAAGGGGUUGCAAAACCAAGGAAGGAGUUUGCAAAAGAGGCAAAGAAGUUCAGUAAUAUUAGGCAUCCUAAUGUUGUGGGAUUAAGAGGGUACUAUUGGGGUCCCAGUCAGCAUGAGAAGCUUAUUCUUUCUGACUAUGUUGUUCCUGGAAGCCUUGCAAGCUUUCUGUAUGACCGGCCAACUCGAAAAGGCCCCCCAUUAACUUGGAACCAGCGGCUGAAAGUAGCUGUGGACGUAGCUCGUGGCUUGAAUUACCUACAUUUUGAUCGCGCACUUCCACAUGGCAACCUUAAGUCAACCAACAUUUUGUUAGAAGGGCCAGAUCUGAAUGCACGAGUUGCUGAUUAUUGUCUCCAUCGCCUUAUGACCCAGUCUGGCACUGCUGAACAAAUACUGGAUGCUGGAGUCCUUGGAUAUCGAGCUCCAGAGUUGGCAGCUGCCAAGAAGCCAGUGCCUUCAUUCAAAUCAGAUGUUUACUCCUUUGGGGUGUUGCUUUUGGAGCUUCUAACAGGAAGAUGUGCUGGGGAUGUGGUCUCCAGUGACCAAGGUGGGGUGGAUCUCACUGACUGGGUUCGGUCUCGAGCAGAAAACGAACGUUUCACAGAGUGUUUUGACCCUGCAAUUGUCACUGAAAGUGGGAACUCAGCUGCUGGAAAAGGUAUGCAGGAAAUGUUGGGAAUAGCAUUGAGAUGCAUCCGUCCAGUGUCUGAAAGACCGGGAAUUAAAUCUGUUUACGAGGAUCUUUCCUCCAUCUAGAUGAGCAUCUUUAUGAACAUGUGUAGUGUGUAGUUUAGUUCAAUCUUUCUGUAAGUUUAAUUUGUCUGCAGUUAUCGUCAUUGAUGGUUGUGAAGCAAAGAUCAAUGGGCCUCCUGAGAAUUAGACAGCAUCGAUGUUUUAAGAUUGUGAAUAUGGUGAAAAGAAUAUGGAAUAUGGGAGGCCAGUUUUUGUUCAA